Messenger RNA from Parnassius mnemosyne (clouded apollo), 1125 nucleotides. NCBI's taxonomy places the organism in Eukaryota, Metazoa, Arthropoda, Insecta, Lepidoptera, Papilionidae. The record is from the annotation of a GenBank genome assembly.
AUGUGGGCAUCAUUACUGUGUGUCCUGGCACUAGUGAUGCUUAGCCAAGCAUGCACACCCAGCGUCACGACGGUGAGCGGCACACACGCUCCUGUGACUGUAUGCUCGGGGGCAAUGAUAUUUGCUGAUGACUUUGAAGAGUUCGACCUCGAAAAGUGGCAACAUGAAAACACCCUUGCAGGUGGCGGUAAUUGGGAAUUCCAAUACUAUAACAACAAUCGCACGAACUCUUUUACUCAUAGUGGGCUGUUAUUCAUCCGACCCUCCUUGACGUCAGACCAAUUUGGUCAAGCUUUUCUUAGUAGCGGCCUUCUUAAUAUUGAAGGAGGUGCUCCAGCAGACAGAUGUACGAAUCCACGAUGGUACGGAUGCGAACGCACGGGUACGCCAAUGAACAUCUUAAAUCCGAUCAAGAGCGCGCGCAUUCGCACCGUCAAUUCAUUCAGCUUCCGGUAUGGACGCGUUGAGGUCCGCGCUAAAAUGCCCGCUGGCGAUUGGUUAUGGCCCGCUAUUUGGCUAUUGCCGGCUUACAACUCGUACGGCACAUGGCCCGCAUCUGGAGAAAUCGAUUUAGUGGAAUCAAGGGGUAAUCGCAACAUGUUCCAAAAUGGUGUACAUAUCGGAACACAGGAGGCUGGAUCUACUUUGCACUUCGGGCCCUACUCUGAUCUUAAUGGUUGGGAGCGUGCUCAUUGGCUGCGACGGAACAGUGCAGGAUACGAUACAGAUUUUCAUCGCUAUCAAUUAGAAUGGACACCUGAUUUUAUUAAGUUCAGCAUCGACGACGUUGAACUUGGUCGUGUGACUCCUGGCAAUGGUGGUUUCUGGGAGCUGGGUGGCUUCAAUGACAAAAACGUUGAAAAUCCAUGGCGUUACGGAUCUAAAAUGGCUCCUUUCGAUCAAAAGUUCUAUAUUAUAAUUAAUUUAGCUGUGGGCGGUACUAACGGGUUCUUCCCAGAUGGCGUGACCAACCCAAGCCCUAAGCCUUGGUGGAAUGGCUCACCUACGGCUUCUACUGAUUUCUGGAAUGGACAAGCGGGAUGGCUGCCGACGUGGAAUUUGAACGUCAAUGACGGCCAAGAUGCAUCCCUCCAAGUAGACUAUGUACGCGUCUGGGCUUUGUAG